AUCAUUUGUCAGUGACGUUGUUUUUGUUUUUGUAUGAAUAAUUUUUUUAUUAAUAUCGCAUUGAUUUCAUAUUAGUACACUGUACUCCAAAUCAAGUAUUGAAACCCAUCGACAUUUUAUUUUAUCUUACUAGAGAGGUCAUAGACAAGACCAGCACUCUGAUACCACUUCUUGAACUAGUUUUAUCUGAGGUUUCAUGUGAUUCAUUUUAGGCCAGUAAAUAGUGAAAUGGGAACGUCGCCACAAUUUUUGAAAAAGUUGUACAUUACAUGACUCCAAUGUACUUUGAAUACCUACUAUACAUUUAUUCAUGUUGAUAAAAAGGAAUACAUUUCAACAAACGGAACAAACCAGCACAACUAUAGAUAUACUUGUGGAUUUGGUAGAGUUUCCCACAAUUUACAAAACCAUGUGACUCUAUCGUAAUGUGGAUUAUCGUUCUUCCUUGGUGUAUCAGUGUUGUACUUGUAAUGUCUUUAGUAUUCUGCAUCUGCUGGAGAAAGAAAACGCCAAAAGAUGAAUGGCAAGGGCUUGAUGGCAUGGUCACACAAAAAAAUCCUGAUGAAAAUGUCAAUCAUCUUCAUUCUGCUGCACCGUGUGUUGUUGAUGUUUUAGAUGCUAGCGGUGAUUCGUUAGAUACUAAUGGAAGGACUGCAGUAACAAAUACUAGAAGAAGUCUACCUGAUAUACCUUCAGAACAGGGAACUGCCGUAAAUUGGUACCCCACUGGUGACAACUCUUCUGAGCAUUAUGCAACUGUUGGCCAGUAUCAAAACUCAGCUAAGAGGCAUACAUUAUCCAAUGGAGUUGAACAGAGACCAAGCAUAUCUCAGCAUAGCUCUCUCAGUCAGGCAGAUGAAACAUUCUCUCCGUACGAACGGGUUAAAUAUGACAAAAUCAAAUCGAAAGAGCAUCCUUACGCACAACUUCAGCCUACCACGUCAAGGUGUGCUGUUACGGAAGAAAUUGGAUCGAUAUCAGAAGAACGAAUUACUUUGUUGAGACCUGAUGUGGUGAGUUCAUCUAAUGAAUUAACGGAUCCUUUGAGAUCACGAAGAUCAUCGUCACACAGUAAUGAGGGCUUGGAUAUUCCUGCUGCGUCUGCCGUUGCAGGAGUUCUUGCAGCUAGUCCUGACUUACCGUACAUGACUCCUCCGGUAAUGCAAGUCAAUUUCAGUGGAGAUUCUCAGGAUUCCUCAAAAGGAUACACCAGUAUUAGCGUAAGAGAACCCCUAGCGAAUAUAAUAGCACAAACGAAAGAACUGACCAAAAACAAACGAGAAUUAGACCCCCACUAUUCUACAGUAUCUGAUGAUUCAGAUGACGUUUAUACAACUAUUCCCGACGCAAAUAACCCAAUUUACACCAGCGAAAGCGAAACCUACGCUAGAAUACCACCCUUACCGAUAACAGUGGAGGUGGAGGUGAAUGCUCCACCUUCCUCACAUUCGCAGAUCGACGAAUUAGAUGAGACGGCGGAUGAGAUUUACGAACCACCUCCUGAACGGCAUCAUCCUCCUAGCAUCGACAGCUUGAAACAUGUGCCUUCGCACGGGACCCCGUCUCAAACGUUCUCUCAUUCACGACAAGCGUCUUCAUCCAGCUCUGUAGCGAAUUUAGGAUCGCCGAAGCCUGAAAAACGUAAAGUCAAUUCUCCGUUGCCGCCUCCUCCGACUUUGACUAAUUUCGAUUUCCAUUCUGACAAGUUACUCGCUAUGAGAAAUAUUGACGACCUGUAUGCGAAAGUACAUAAAAACAAAAAGGAAGAGCCGAACGGUGACAUGUCAGAAAAAAGUGACUGUUCUUCUGAUAUAGUGAACCACAUCGCCACUCCGGAAAUGUCAAUAACACCCGAUAUGAAAAAUAGAGAGCACGACUAUGAAACUUUGAAGAAAUCUUUUGGGAAAACGAGCGAUCCUGAUUACGAAAAAAUUAGGGGAACUGACGAACCAGGAUACGCAAGUAUCAACGGUCCCGAGAGCAUCCAAAGUUCUGACCCCGGUUACGAGGUACUCAAAGACCAAGCAUUCUCUGACUGCGAUCCAAAUUACGAAGAACUGCGACACCGCGUAUCUAACGCGAGCGAUUGCUCCGACUACACGAAAAUAAAAGAUUUGAACGAUGGCUACUCGGUAGUGAAUAAAAGAAACAAGAAAUUGACCAGUGUUCCUGCUUUCAAUAGCGAAGACGGUCUGGAUGAGCCGAACUAUGAAAGCAUGCCGAGUGAAAUCGUUUCCGAUCCGAACUAUGCAGGUGCGAAGUCGAAUGGCAGCGAGUCUGAUCCGAAUUACGAGUCGGUGAGCCAGAGCGACCCAAAUUAUGAGAGCGUUACGGAUUUGGAAGACCCCCCUUAUGAGAGGUUGGACGAGGAUACCAGUAAAAGCAAUGCUGAUUCUUCCGGAUACGAGAAAAUUGAGAAAAAAGUUCAUGAUCGAAACGACACAUCUGACAGUUCAAACAGUGCCGACAAAUCAUCCCUUGACAAAACCGACCCCCCUUACGAGCACCUCACAAAUGAUUCAGAUUCGAAGGAGCCUGGUUAUGAGGAAAUCAAAAAUAAGCCGGUCAUCACUACCAACUUCUCUGGUAGUUCCGGGAAUUCAGUGGAAAAUACAUCGGACAUUCUCGAUGAAGACGGCAUUGUCCAAGUUUGAUCAGUAUUUGUACUGAUUACUCUGGUGCUAAGUUUAUGAUGAAGUAAGAAGAGUUUUCAUUUUAAAAAUUGACUGCUGAAUCGACCGAGAAGUCACGGCCUAAUUUGUCAGGGUAUGCAAGACAUUUGAACGAUAAUGAGAAUCUUGGAAAUGAACCAAAUUGGUUUUUUGCAUCUUAUAGGGGCGGGGCAGUAAGUUUUAAAAUGAGAGGUCCGCCUACUAGUUUAAUUAAUUAAACAAAUUGUGAUUAUGCAGAAUUAAGCUCAAUAAUAACAUGAAAGAAGCCAGGCUUGCUUGUUAGUUUUUUCACGUAAUGAAUCGGCGCCCAACGUGGGGCCAUUGAAAAUAUUUUGGAGAAAAUCUGAAAUAAUCUUUAACAUCCAUGAAUAUCCAGAUUUCUUUGGAAGUAGUGUUAGAACAGUAAGUUGCUUUGGUACUACUUUCUGCACCACAAAUCAUUGAAAAAGAGCAAUACUCUUACACACAUUCGAGGCACAAUAUUUUUUAUUGUGAUGAUAUUACCUUGUGAUGAUAUUUCCGAAGUUUUAUCAUCAUUCACGUUUCUCAAUAGUCUAUUUUUCAACUUUUUAAGCCUGGCUUCAAGAUAUGUAGCAUUGCAAUGUAAUAUGAGGGGCGAUAGGAGGCGUACUACCACUAACAUUUAAUUUUUAUUGAGUUUUGUGCCAAAUAGUCCAAGAAAUAUCGAAUAUGUGAGUGCAGUUGGUUGCUGAAGAUUAAGAAUUGUGAAACAAAACUGUCAAAUUCAGAAAACGAAAUACUAUGGAGAACCCCAUACUGUUACAAUAACACUGCAAUCUUUAAAGGGACAAUAAGUCGAGAUAAAGGGUGGACUUUGAUAUUCAGAGCCCACAAAAAUGGAUCCUCUAAAAAUUUCAAUGGUUCAAAGAGAACCACUUAUUUCCAGUAUUAUUGUAAUAUAACAUUUGAAAUCAUUAUUGUGAAUGGAAUCCAGAAGUGGAUUUGAGGGCAACUUAACAUGGUUGUACUUAGUAGAAGAUCCCAAAAUUUGGGAAAAUGUUGAGAAUGAAGAUGUAAUGAUUGUUUAAAGGAACUUUCAAUCUUAUGAAUCACUUGUCAACUAUAAAUUCGGUAAUGAAUAAAUAUUAUUACUUCUGUGCAUAAGUUCAUGGAUACUAAUUGAUCAAAAACUAGAUUUUUUUUUUGUUAAAUUGAAACAAAUAUAUAUUAUUGCGUAUUCAACCAGCUGUAUAGUGGAUACAAAAUCCUAAUUUAUGACGAAUUUGUCAGAAAAAUAAGUAUUAAAAUAUAUCUGGGAACUAUA
Molecule: messenger RNA, 3957 nt
Organism: Leptinotarsa decemlineata (Colorado potato beetle)
Lineage: Eukaryota; Metazoa; Arthropoda; Insecta; Coleoptera; Chrysomelidae
Source: RefSeq, a predicted model, not a curated record